GAAGAUUUGAACUCCAAAGAUGCAUCCUAUCGCGCACCAAGGCCAAGUAAAAGCAUCUCCAUGCCUUACAAUGGCAGAAGUGCGAAAGCUAGUUCAAACUAUUCCAUGUUUUCGCGUAUCCAAAUUGACCAAUAUCCAGAAUCAAAGAUUAUUGAGAAUAAAGUCACCAGAGGCCGCAAGGCUGCUCUACUUCAGAGCGUACUAAGCACCAAGGGUGGCAAGGAGGCGAAUAUCCGAAAGCACAAGUGCAAAAUCUGUGGGGGAAGAUUUCGCCGCCAAGAGAAUUUGAAAAGACAUUUUAUAAGUGUGCACACGGAAGAAAAGCCCUAUCUGUGUCUGGUCUGUGACAUGAUGUUCUCUCGGCCGGAUAAUUUGGGCCAUCAUAUGAAAACCCACAAACAAGCAUGAAAAUCUCUCAAUAUCGGAGAUUUAUAAGUGAAGCAGUUCAAUUACAUGCCUCG
This is a messenger RNA of Babjeviella inositovora NRRL Y-12698, 461 nucleotides long. RefSeq lists its product as uncharacterized. Lineage: Eukaryota; Fungi; Ascomycota; Pichiomycetes; Serinales. The record is from RefSeq and is a predicted model, not a curated record. Gene Ontology annotation, biological process: regulation of transcription by RNA polymerase II. The transcript has a single exon. Gene Ontology annotation, molecular function: RNA polymerase II cis-regulatory region sequence-specific DNA binding; DNA-binding transcription factor activity. Bases 61 to 408 code for a protein of 115 amino acids.